This is a messenger RNA of Saprolegnia parasitica CBS 223.65, 1433 nucleotides long. RefSeq lists its product as hypothetical. Bases 30 to 1412 code for a protein of 460 amino acids. Gene Ontology annotation, molecular function: metal ion binding; protein binding. The record is from RefSeq and is a predicted model, not a curated record. Lineage: Eukaryota; Oomycota; Saprolegniomycetes; Saprolegniales; Saprolegniaceae. The transcript has a single exon.
GCCGCAUUGGCCAGUCUCUCCCGCGCACGAUGCUGCUCUCGUCGUCGUCCAAGCGUAGCCGGAUCCCCGACGAUGUCCUCGAGUUCCAUCUCAAGCACAUGAACGAGUGGGUGGCCGACCGCGACCGGCCACAGUGCGUCAUUUGCAUCCGCCGCUUCAACACCUUUGUCCGCAAGCACCAUUGCCGCGCCUGUGGCGAAGUCGUGUGCAGCCAGUGCUCGCUGCACCGACACGUCCGCGACGUCCUGCCGCGCCCGUCCCUCAGUGCCCACCACCAUCAUCAUCCGCAGCAGCGAACCUCGUCGAUCAAGAACGCGACGAUCCUCACAGUGCGCAUCUGCAUGGACUGCAUUGGCGAAGUCCAAGUCUACCGCAACUCGGCCGCGCCACCAACGCUGCUGCCGCUCUCGCAGAGCCACCAAAGCACCAACAGCUACUCGUUCGGCAACAUGGAGGCCGAAGAGACGCGGCUGCUCGCGCUCUCGUCUUUUGCGAUCCUCGACACAACAGUCGAGGCCGAGUACAACGCCGUGUGCCAAGCGGCCGCCAAGACCUUUGGCUGCAGCGUCGCCGCGAUCGGCUUUCUCGAUGGAAUGCGGCAGUGGUACAAAGCCUCGCUCGGCAUCGCGCAUGCGCAGCUCCCGCGCGAACUCGCGCUCUGCACGUACCUCAUUGAGAAUCGCAUGACCAAGCCGCUCGUGGUCCGCGAUCUCACGCUCGACAAGCGGUUCGCCGAGAACCCGCUCGUCACGGGGCCGGCGCACAUUCGGUUCUACGUCGCAGUGCCGAUCGUGACGAUGGACGGACAAGUCAUUGGCACCAUCAUGGUGCUGGACACGGCACCGCGCGACGGUGUCGACGCCCGGGCCGUCGAUAUGCUUGUGCACCUCUCGUCCAUCGUGAUGGAGAUGCUCGAAGAGAACCGACGGCGCGAGCGCAACCGGCUCACAGCGAUUGAAGAGUGCUCGAUCGAGUCGGGCGGGUCGUCGUUCCGGCGGAACCUCUCGUCGUUCAUGGGCCGGACCUCGAAUGCGUCGGCGGAUACGUUUCUGCAAGCGCCCCCCGAGCCAUCGCCGAUCCCAGAGGUCGACGAAAGGUCGCCAAUGACGACCAAAAAAGCGACUGAGUCGAUCGUGGGGUCGCUCGAGCGCCACAAGCCCAAGCUCGUGGCCACGUCGGCGGCGGCGGUCGCGGAGCAGCAACACUCGUUCUGGCAGCUCCUCUCCAAGAUCUCCGAGACGCAGCAGUUGCUGGCCGAGCAGCAAAAUUCGAUGCUCGACAAGCUGAGCCAGCAGAUUGCCCGCAUCGACCGCCUCGAAGAUGCAAUGGGCCACGCACAGGACCACCUGCGCACACUAAAGAGCCAAGUGGAUGCGAUGGAGUCGGACCCGACCGAGUACAUCACGAUAUAGUAACAACAACUCUUCUCCAUA